UCUAGAUUCACUGUCCGGUAGGGUACUGGUCUCGUGCCCCCUCCCUAGAUCCCAGUCUGCACAUCUCUUUAGCCUUGCUCCCCCUCUUCUCUCUCUGCUCGCCCGCCCUUGUUCAUGCCCAUUGAGCAUCUAUCCGCUUUACCGCCAGCGCCAUGACGCCAUUCGACCCCGAGAAGUUCCACGACGAGGCGCUUACACCCAAUGGCAUCGAUUCAAUAUUCGGAGUCCCUGACUCCAGUCUCAGCGGGCUGUUGAGCUAUCUGGCUGCCAAUAAGCCGAAGCCACAGCACGUUGUCAUGGCCAACGAGGGCGGGGCCGUCGCGCUCGCCGCCGGACACUACCUCGCCACGCGCAGGGUGGCAAUGUGCUAUCUGCAAAACUCGGGUCUUUCUAAUGCGUUGAAUCCCCUCCAGAGCCUGGCUGCAAAGGAAGUGUUUGGUAUUCCCAUGCUGCUCAUGAUAGGGUGGCGCGGCAAACCAGGAAUCAAAGACGAACCUCAACAUGCUUUGAUAGGUCCGCGUCUUUUAGACAACCUCAGAGCCAACGACAUCCCUUUUGAGGAGUUGCCAGAGUCUAUACAGCAGUCAAAGGAAGCAAUAGGGCGGUUGAUUUCAAAGGCACUAGCAGAGAAAACGCCGGUCGCACUCAUCGUGCCUCCCGGAGCCUUCACCCCCUAUACCAAGGGAGCGACAAUCACAGCCGUAGGCGGCUGCGAGAAACGUGUUCAUGUUGAAGCCGAGAGAUGGUUCACCCCAGAGUCAGAGUUGCAGCUUUCCCGCGAGAUCGUUGUGAGGCGCGUGCUCGCGCACAUGAAAGAGGCCGAUGUCUCCGUGUCGUCGCUCGGAGGGACCAGUCGAGAACUAUACAUGGUCCGCAAGGAGAGAGGCGAGUCUCUCUCAUCAAACUUCUUUUGUCUCGGAGCCAUGGGACAUUCCUUUGCCGUGGCCAACGGCAUCAGGCUCCGGCGUGCCACGGGGCGAGUGUUUUGCAUCGACGGCGACGGGUCUUUUGUGAUGCAUUUGGGGAACAACGCCGUGUUGGCGGACAUAUCACAGCCUAACCUGGUGCAUGUGGUGGUCUUCAACGGGGUCCAUAGCUCGACGGGUAACCAGCCCCUCACGAUUAGCAGAGAGGCAUUUCUGGCGGCCGCCAAUGGUCUCAGCUACGAACGCAAGUUCUUUGUCGACAAUGCUGAAGCGCUGGAUCGGGCGUUGGGCAUGUUGGACGGGCGGAGCACUCUCAUCUUGGUGCUGGCUAAUGAAUCGGCGUCAGCGAGCCUUCCGCGGCCGUCGGAGACUGCCAGAGAGUUGAAAGACGUUUUUAUGGGGUUCUUCAGUUAAGAUCCUUGAUGGUCUGGGGUUGGGUUCGUUGGUUG
Purpureocillium takamizusanense is the source of this 1375-nucleotide messenger RNA. Its product is annotated as Taurine dioxygenase. Gene Ontology annotation, molecular function: phosphonopyruvate decarboxylase activity; thiamine pyrophosphate binding. Lineage: Eukaryota; Fungi; Ascomycota; Sordariomycetes; Hypocreales; Ophiocordycipitaceae. Gene Ontology annotation, biological process: organic phosphonate biosynthetic process. The record is from RefSeq and is a predicted model, not a curated record. The transcript has a single exon. The coding region runs from base 153 to 1340 and encodes 395 amino acids.